This is a messenger RNA of Coprinopsis cinerea okayama7#130, 1895 nucleotides long. Its product is annotated as mucoidy inhibitor A. The transcript is spliced from 5 exons. The record is from RefSeq and is a predicted model, not a curated record. The coding region runs from base 129 to 1895 and encodes 588 amino acids. NCBI's taxonomy places the organism in Eukaryota, Fungi, Basidiomycota, Agaricomycetes, Agaricales, Psathyrellaceae.
GGUGGUUACAAUCAUCUGCCAGGCUUCACCCGUGGAUAACUCGUUCCUGAAGGCGAUCCAUUAAAUAAAUACCAGAAAGUCUUCAUCCCAUCUUUCCCCAGCUUCCAUCCGACCCGACACUUCUACCCAUGGCCGCAGCUUCAGAAAACCCCCCACCUUUCGCCCCACACGUCGUUGAGCUCGAGUCCAUCGAAGAUGGCAAGAUCACCAACGUUGCAGUGUACUCUGGACGCGCUGAAGUUACACGCCUCUUCCGCUUCGCCGUGAAAGAGGGCCAGAACCAGAUUCAUAUCUCAGGUCUUCCCAAUGUCAUGGACCAGGAUUCGCUACGGGUCGAAGGUCGAGGGGCAGGAACCAUUCAGGAAGUCUCAGUCGCGUACAUCGAAUCUACAACCAAGCCGACGACGUCUCCUAAGCUGAAGGAGCUGCUGCGAGAGAAGGAGAUUCUCGAACAGGAUUCCUACCGCGCAACACAAACCCUCAAGGCCUUGGAAGCGUAUAUCAAGACCCUCGUAUCCAGCUCCACACCUUCGUCCAAGCUCAAAGAGGUCCUUGCCGAUUACAAUGCCAAUACCAAGGAGGUCCAAAUCGAGGCAAUGUCCAUCAACGACAAGAUCGAAGCCGUGGAGGAAGCGCUGAAGGGCGAGAGAGCGAAGCUGGAAGGCAAGAAGCGGGACGCGAAGCUGAAUAUGAAGGCUUCAGUCGGUAUUUUCGUUGAGAAGGCCGGGGACGUGGAGAUUGCUUUGGUAUACGCUGUCAUGGACGCAAGCUGGCAAGCCAAAUACGACAUCCGGGUUGAUACUCAGACUAAGGAGAAGACGGUUGCCCUCGUUUACAAAGGCUCUAUCACGCAGAACACGGGAGAGGAUUGGUCCGAUGUUACGCUGGUCCUCGAGACGGCUACACCGACAUUUGACAAGAGUGUUCCUCAGCUCUGGCCAUGGACCAUCUCUGUCGACAGAGGACUCCCGCCUCCCCAACCCGUCAUGCUCAAGUCAUCAUCCUUUGCCAGGACCCUCGCCUUUUCACCUCCUCCCCCUGGCGCCAUGGCCAUGGCCGCUGCGCCGCUUCCAGAGAUGGACGUUCGCAGAGCAGAGGUAUCUUCGAACAGCGGAAGCGUUUCUGCUACCUUCACUGUCCCUGGCAAGAUGACCAUCCCCAGCGACAAUGCCUCUCACAGUGUUACAAUCACCCAACUCAACUUGGAAGCGAAGAUGACUUGGGUAUCCGUGCCCAAGAAGGAUACCAAGGUUCAUUUGAGUGCCAAAAUCAAGAACUCAUCUGAGUUCCUCUUGUUGGACGGGCCUGCCAGUGUCUACGUCGAUGGAAGCUUCAUUUCGCGCUCGUUCGUUCCCUCCGUCAGCCCUGACGAAAGCUUCGACUGUCCUCUUGGUCUCGACCCCGCCAUCAAGGUUACCUACCACCCUCAGACCAAGAAGGUCUCCAAGUCCGGUCUCAUCAACAAGUCCGAUGUCUACCUCUUCACUCAGCGAAUCACGGUCCACAACACCAAGAACAUCGACGUCGAAACCGUCAAGGUCAUCGACCAAAUCCACGUCUCGGAAGACGCUACUAUCGCCGUCAAACUCAUCAGCCCUGCCCUACAGCUCCCUUCCGUCGAGAAUGGCAGUGUUAAGAGUGGUAAGGGUAACAGGGCUAGUAUUACGGAAAGUGGUUCUGGCACAGUUCGGAUCCCUGCCCCUGUCAAGGUCGCUUCGGGCGUUACCGCCAAAUGGGACGACGGUGGUGAAGACGAGGAGUCUGUUGACGCAGCCUCACUGGGCAAGGACGGCAAGUUGAACUUCAUUUGCUCGCUACCACCACAGGGCAAGACGAACUUGACGCUACAAUGGGAGGUGUCUGCGCCUGUCAAGACCAAGAUUUCCGGACUCUAG